GCAUAGUGAAAGAAAAAAAGAACCAUUUCCUUAUUUCGAAGUUCGCUGUCGGAUUAACAAGCUAAUUUUUCCAGUAACUUCCAACUUCCCCCUCAUCAUCAUGACGCAGUAACUUUGAAUGACUGAAUAUGCUCGUGGAAUAUCCUGUCCUCUGACGAACUCGGACAUACAAGAGAAAGAUAAAAUAGAUUCUGACCGAGACUGUUUUCGGAAGUAGAGAGGCCUCAGCUGACAGAGCAGACGAUUCCGUAACUUCUUUUAUCAUUUCUCGGUUUUGUUCAGUUCGCGAUAGUUGGACUUUUCAAAAUGUGGAUUUCUGCGUUUAGCUGGAUUCUUGUUGCAGCAAUUUUGGUUUCUGUUGAAUCGGAACCAACAUGGCAGAGUUUCAGAGUUACUUGGGGAAUAAAUGUAUUAAGCUCAAGAGUUUUUGCCAAAUUGCCAAGAACCGAAAGCAGAGCAAGAAGUGAAGGGUUUGUUAAACUAGCUGGUGGAUGUGCAGAAGGAAAAUUCCUCGGUCAUCGAUACAUGAAAGGACUAGAUACAGCGGCAGUACUAAUAUAUGAUAAAAAUGGUUUCAUUGCCGGAAUUCAGCAUGGAAUUCCAAAAAGUGACGUUGACAGAGUGAACACAACAUUUUCUUUUGAGAAAUCUUCGGCCUAUCAGCUACAGCUAGAUAAAGUUCUCGGAGAAGAGGAAGUUUAUUUCCUCACAUCUUAUUUUGUGGAUCCAAAUAUAAUCUGCAAUGAAGGACGAACAAGGGAGCAAUACGAUGAGCAAGGAGUAGGAACGGGUCUCUAUUUGCAAAAUGGAAGUAAUCCAAUUCAAAACACAUUCGAAGUGCCUUUGUAUGAAAAAGACAUGGAAGAUACUCACUGGGUAAAAGGUGGAUGCUUCAGAACUAUGGGUGUUCAUUAUUGGUACAAUACUCACGAAAACAUGACUUGUUCUGAUUUCUUCCCAUUCACGGCAAUUUACAAUCGAGGAAAAUUGACUAGUUUUGCCUUCGCAUCAUUUGGAAAUUAUGAAUUUUCAAGAAGAUUCGAGCAUCCACCUUCCUCCACAUUCUCUCGAUUUCUUCCUAUUCCUGUGCCAAAAUGUUUGUAUGACGAAUAUGAAAGAAGUGGCGGCUAUAGUACAAUGCAUGUGUUUUUCAGUGUUCGACCAUGGAACAUCUUCUGUUGAAAAUUUGAUGUAUAGAUUUUAGAUACCAAAGAGUUUUAGAGCUGGAUGCUUGUUUAUGUAUUUUAUUUUUAAAAAUAAAUCUUGCCAAACAAUAUUAAA
Molecule: messenger RNA, 1281 nt
Organism: Parasteatoda tepidariorum (common house spider)
Lineage: Eukaryota; Metazoa; Arthropoda; Arachnida; Araneae; Theridiidae
Source: RefSeq, a predicted model, not a curated record